CGUCAGGGUCAGCUGUUCGAUGCGGAAGUAAACAACAUUGAGCUGAACGGACAAGCACGACGGAGGAAGAGACAGGUACCAGCUCUCCAAAUGACCUCUCUGAUUUGCACUUUGCAAGACCACCGAGACGAUGUCAACUGGUGUGCCUUCUCCGGCAACCUGCUUGCUACAUGUUCAGGCGAUAAAACACUCCGGGUUUAUAACACACGGGACUUCUCGGAGCUUCCCUUCUCACCGCUGUCAGGACACGGUUACAGCGUCCACUGCUGCUGCUUCACCACCUGUGGACAGUUUCUUGCCUCGUGUUCAACUGAUGCUACCACAGUCGUCUGGUCCAUGGCCUCUGGUGAGAUUGAAGCCGUCCUCGAGCAUCCUGGUCGCAGUCCUGUGAGGAUCUGUGCCCUCUCUCCUGACUCUGCACACCUGGUCUCUGGUGCAUCUGAUGGCACUUUAGCUCUGUGGGAUUUCCCCUCCAAACAGCUUCAUAGGACUGGAGGUGUGAAUGACACAACGUUGGUAGCCUGCUCCUUCAGCCCCUGCAGUCAGGUGUUCAUUACAGGUUCCACCUAUGGAGACCUGCGCCUGUGGGACCUGAACAUGAGGCAGCUCCACGCAGAGAAGAACGCACACGACCUGGGAGUCACCUGCUGCACCUUCGCUCCCAGCAUCCUCAGUGGUGGUCAAGUCGUGCAGUUUCGUCUGGCGUCCUGUGGGCAGGACAGUCAGCUGAAGAUCUGGGCCAUUAACAAGUUCAGCUCUGGAGGCUAUAGGAUGCAGCUCCUGCACACACUAACCGGCCAGUCAGCUCCAGUCCUCUCCUGUGCGUACUCAUCAGAUGGACAGCUGCUUGUUUCUGGCUCUGUGGACAAAACUGUCACAGUCUACGAUGCUAACAGUGCAGCUCUGCUCUACACACUGAACCAGCAUGAGAGGUACGUGACAGCAUGUUCCUUCUCUCCGACUGCACCGCUCAUUGCUACAGGAUCCAUGGAUAAGACUGUAAACAUCUGGAGGCUGGAGGACGGAUGCAGAGGCAGUGAUGGGAAACCAGUAUCAGGGAAGUCUGCUCGGACAUCAAGUGAAGGGAGAACGUCAGCAGGCCGAUCCAAGCUGUUGGUAGGGGAUUGGUCGGAGGAGGAUGUGUCAGCGUGGCUUGUGGAGGAAGGCCUCGAGGGAUUGGUGGACAAAUUCACAGCCAACAACAUAGACGGGACGGAGCUGCUCUGCCUCACCAAGGAAACACUGGCGUCAGAGCUGCACAUAGAGUCUGUGGGCCUGCGUAAUAAACUCCUGAGGAAGGUGGAGGAACUGAAGACUGAUUCAGUGUGUUCAGGCACUCCUGAUGAGUUCCUGUGUCCAAUCACCAGAGAGCUAAUGAGGGAGCCAGUCAUCGCUGCGGACGGAUACUCGUAUGAAAGAGAAGCCAUCGAGAGCUGGAUCAACACCAAGAACCGCUCCAGCCCCAUGACCAACCUCCCCUUACUGACCACCCUGCUCACCUCCAACCACACUCUGAAGAUGGCCAUCGGCCGCUGGAAGAUCAGCCACUAGCGUCUGAGAGAGCUCUGAUCCACAGUGUCUGUAUGUUUCAGUAGACAGAGACUAGAACAUGGUGCUUCACAGGGAUGCCAGAACAUUUCAGGUGUUUAGUCACGUUUGAGGCUUCUGUACGAAGCUACAUUUUGGACUGGAAAGGAUCAGUAAGGUUUAAUCAUAUUAAUUGGUCUUAAUAUACUUUAGUUCAUUUAAUUUACAAGUUGUUUGCUUGCAUUUGAUAUGGAUCUCAGAGGAGUGCUCCCUGGUCCUCCUGAUGGAUACUUGUUUAAGUAGCCAUAAGAAAUGUUUUUAUUAAGACUAACCUUUAUAGCAAGCUUCAGAUCUUUCUAGGUGUCCUGCCCGCAACUUAUCUGUUUUGGUUCUUUCUCACUGCUGCAGUUCCUUCUCAGCACCAAACAGAACACAAGACACAGCAAAAGACUAGCGGGUGAAUAUUGUUCCUACAUUUACAGUGGCUUUUCCAAAACUGAUUAUGAUGCUCCUCAAUUGCUUGAUGUUAAAAAAGCAACUUUGGUGAACAAGUUCAACAUAUAAACUUAAAUCGCGGUAAUAUUUUAUUAUUAUUAAUAAUAAUAAUAAUAAUAAUAAUAAUAAUAAUAAUACAUUUUAUUUAAAGGCGCCUUUCAAAACUCUCAAGGUCACCUUACAGAGCAAUGUAAGGUAAUAUAUGUGCAAAUGUUUCCGCUGCCUUCAAGUUGUCAAAUAAAUCUGUUACUGCAGGUUAAAUAUUCACUAGUAUGUCUGCUAUCGUCUUCCAACUCAAAAUAAGACACCUUUGUGUGUUUGCCUUGUUUUUUUUUUGGAAGAUUUAUUUUUUUACUUUAAUGGCGAGAUUGGACAGUGGACAGAGACAGAAAUCA
This is a messenger RNA of Labrus bergylta (ballan wrasse), 2417 nucleotides long. It is a transcript of the gene wdsub1, whose product is annotated as WD repeat, sterile alpha motif and U-box domain containing 1. Gene Ontology annotation, molecular function: ubiquitin-protein transferase activity; protein binding. Gene Ontology annotation, biological process: protein ubiquitination. The record is from RefSeq and is a predicted model, not a curated record. Lineage: Eukaryota; Metazoa; Chordata; Actinopteri; Labriformes; Labridae.